UUUGACGUCAUCGGCAGUCGAUGGACCCCGAGCCGAUCUUGCACCCGAGCAGACUGCGGGAAGGUACCGUAUGCAUACCGCCAAUAAACAAGCAAAAGUGAUUCCGAACUUAAGCGGAACCACUCGCUCUCGUCGGUGUUUCACCUCGGAUUUCCAGUGCAGUGGAACUGUCCCGGUACCGUUCGGUCAAGGGAGAGCGAUGUCAGGAGGAGCAGACGAGGACCUGUUUGACAACAUUUUGUUAGCGGAUGAAAGGUUCCGAGGUGAGGGCUUUCGGGACGGGUUUGAGAGGGGAACCCGUCGGGGGCUGCAGGAUGGCCGCAGACAUGGAACCUCUCAUGGAGCCAGGCUUUCCUCAGAGAUUAGCUUCUAUCAUGGUUUUGCCAUCACAUGGAAGUGUCUGCUACACCACAACACCGACGAAAGGUCGAGGAAGCGAGUGAAGGCUCUGGAGUCUCUCCUGGCUGUGAUCCAAACCGUUCCUCUUGCUGAUCCUCAGUCUGUGGAGCUCCAGGAUGGCACAGAGAAGCUCCGCUCCAAGUUCCGACAGGUCUGCUCCCUCCUGAAUGUCCCCAUGGACUUUAAGGAACACUUCAGAAGUGCUGAAGAUAUGUCGUUUUGAGUCUGAAGAGCGAGUCUACGGGGGUUUUGGUAAACUGGUAUUUGUUAAUGAUAUCAGGUUCUAAUGAACAUGUGGGAGUGAUUGGAGGCAGACCGGAGACUCCACAGACCUGACACACCAUAGGUCUGUGGUGGGGCAGCGUUAAACUUCCAUCCUUGUGGUUCUGCUGUGGAGAAGCUAAAGAACCAGACUGAUGGAACUAGAUGUUCUGUAACUCCUGUGGUGUUGGUGUCCGGGAGAAAAUAAUAUGAUAUAAUAAAAGUCUUGAAUAAAACCAA
This is a messenger RNA of Nothobranchius furzeri (turquoise killifish), 900 nucleotides long. It is a transcript of the gene lto1, whose product is annotated as LTO1 maturation factor of ABCE1. The record is from RefSeq and is a predicted model, not a curated record. NCBI's taxonomy places the organism in Eukaryota, Metazoa, Chordata, Actinopteri, Cyprinodontiformes, Nothobranchiidae.